AUUAUGAAAAAAUAACAUUACGUUCUCUCUCGAUCAUUGUCGCUGAGAUUACAUUCCAUGUCCGGUUUAUAUAUCUAUAAACGCUGAUAAAAUAUCUUCGUUGUUUGUAGUUUUUACAUAGAUAAGCGGUCGGUCCAUUUAUUUGCGAAUGUGAGUUGUUUAACUGACAUUGUACCAAUGCGGAUGCAGCGUGUGGUGUGGUGAAAGGACAGACAGGAGAAUCGCGUCCUGGAUUUAUCAAUGCAAGGUGAUUGAUAAGAUGUCAAACAUUACUGGUGAACGGUUUAAAUCUAAAAUUUGAUUUGUUCUAUAGGAGAGGUUCUUAAUUUAAGGAUUUAAUGUUGAGAUCAUAUCGUGUUGUUCUGAGACAAUGCUAGUACACUACCUCGUCACGAAUAAGGAUUGCUUUCAUGUUGCUACUCAUGACACAUCCUGUCCGAUUUCUGGUUUGCUAGCAGUCUUCUCAAACAUUUUUCUUCUGGUGAAAUAUAGUACAGAUUACGAUAGGUGCUUCAUGCUGUCACGUUAUUUUAGUGUAUGGAAAAAAUAAUAAUUUAAGUAGUACAGUGAGGGCUGUAAAAAAGUCAUUAGGCAAAAUAAUAAUAAUGAAUGAGAAGUUUGCUAGUGAUUCAAAACAACAAAGGAAAGGAGCAGAUGGAUUUCAGAACUGUUGCAUAUUUUUUAAAAUACCAGCUUCAAAAUAAACCGCAGCACAACCGUUAACAUAUGUUAUUGUAAUGUGGUAACACAGGAAAGCUACUAGUUUCUGGAAUUCCCUAGUAAGUGAGACAUCUCCAACCCCCAACAUGCAGUCCCUCCUUCAUGCACAUAGACACAUACACACAGACAUGCUAAUUGGCCUGUUUGGUUUAUGGAGGAAGACAUUUAGGUAAUGUUGAGUGUUAGGUAGUAAACAUAGCUGUAUGCUUAAGCCUUGUAUUCACAGCGUACAUGUCAGCAGGCACAGGUCAGAGACUUUUCUCUUGUAUAUUCUCAUACUUCUUCACUCUACAGUCCGAGGAUGUAUGUUUUUGAAUGAGAUAUUCUUACAUUGAAAGUGUAAUAUAAUGAGUGUAAAGUGUAUAAUUAGCUUUAGGUACAUUAUUAUAUUAUGUCCAAGCUAUCUUUCUUUAGGAGGGAUGCGGAAUUGUGGUGUUCAUGAGCUCAUCUGCGCAAGAAGAGCAACAGGCUAUCAGUGGAAUCCACAAACAGUCUCAUAAAUUUGGAAGGUUAUAAUAAGACACUGCAAGAAACUAAAAUGAGAUGAACUAGGGGACAGCAAUGGCGUUCUUCAAAAGCUUUCAGCAGAACCUCCCCUCUGUCUCCUCCAUCUUGGACACAGUGUCCAACAGUGUGUCCAGCACUGUGGAUGAUCUAACCAGUGCUGUGAAUGAUGUGACGUGCACAGUCAGUGAGCAGCUAACAGUGCAGGUAAACACCAUCAUUAACAAGGUGCAGUCUGAAGAGCAGGCAAAUAGCCAAAAGGGCACACUUACAGGGGAAGACGCAGAAUCAGAUGCAAACAAUGCCCAUGGGCAGAAGAAGUACAAAAGACAUAUCGAUGAAGAUGAGGAAUUGAGGGAGAGACAAAAACAAGAGAAUGAGAGAAGGAAUGAUGAUGAGUGGGAGUGGUGUUACGCUCCCUCCAAAGGGUGGUUUCGCAGAAGAAGAGACCCAAACCAAUCCCAAAACGAGAAACAGGAAACAGUGCCUGCAGUGGAGGGAGAGGCACUAUCUUCACAUGACCAGAGUAACAGCCUGUCUACGAUAGCAAAAGAAGAAAACAAGCAACAGAACAACAGUGAAGAAGAUAGCAAGACAGAAUAUGCUAAAGAAACGAAUGAAAAUGAGUUAACAGAGGCAAUGAAGAGUCCAUCGGGUGAGAUGCACUGUGACAACAUAAAUGAAUCUGGGCAAACAGGAGAGAGUAACACUGAGCAGGAGAACAAAAACUGUACAAACAACAAUGGUAAAGAUGGAGGCAGCUUAGAGGAAGAACUGAGAGAGACAACCUCCCAGCUUCACAGUGCCAGCAGUGGUGAGAACAGCAAUAGUCAAUCAGCUGGAAAUGAAAAUGAAGGCAGCAAUAUCCACAAGACCACAGAGUCAAGUUUGUCGAAUGAGCCGCUGGCCAACCUGAAGCAGGACAACCCUGAAGAGGGCUCACGGGGUGGGGUGGGCUCAGUGGAGGGCAGCAGCAAUGAGACCAAUGCGGGAGAGGACACAGUGAGCCCUAAUAAGGAUGUCUCCAAAAAGAGCAAAGCUGUAUCGGGCCCGGAGGUUCAUGCUGUGCUGUGGCUACCGGAGAUGUACGAGCCAGAGGCUCAAGGGAAGUAUGGGACACUGGAUGUGGCUUUUGAGUAUGACUCCAGCGAGCAGUAUCUAGCUGUGACUGUUACUGCAGCUACUGAUAUUCCAUUCCUGAAGAGCACAGGAAACAUCUCCUGGCAGGUUCAUCUGGUGCUGCUUCCCACCAAGAAGCAACGGGCCAAGACUGGGGUGCAAAGGGGUCCUUGCCCCAUGUUCACUGAAACCUUCCGCUUUUCACGCCUGGAACGUGAUGCCCUGGGAGACUACGCCGUCCGGUUCCGACUCUACAGUGUCCGGCACAUGAAGAAAGAGAAGGUUCUGGGGGAGAAGGUCUUUUGCCUCGCAAAGCUGAACCUGCAGGGGAAGAUGGCCCUGCCUGUUACCUUGGAGCCAGGCUCAGCAGCCCCCGUGCAGAAAGACAUCUUGCAGCAGUGUACCACUGGUCUGCAGGGCUGUGGUUCGCUGGUGAGUGUGUCUCGCAGUGUCGGGGCUUUUUCCUACCACUCGACUGGAGAGUCAUCUAUGCCAGAACUCCUUCUGGGCCUUCUCUACAACUCCAGCACAGGAAGGCUCUCUGUUGAGGUCAUCAGGGGCAGCCAUUUCAAAAACUCUGCCACUGACCAAACACCCAAUCUGUUUUGUUGUAUAAAGCAGUUCACUGGGGGGCAGCUGUACAUCAUGCGAGACACAUAUGUAAAGCUGGUCAUGUUGGACUCGAACGGAAGAGAGAUGUCCAAGUGCAAAACAUCCGUGUGCCGGGGCCAGCCCAGCCCCACCUACAAAGAAACUUUCAUCUUCCAGGUUUCGCUGUUCCAGCUAUCUGAGGUGACGUUACAGGUGUUGGUGUACAGUCGACGUAGCAGUGUGUGGAGGAGAGAGCGUCUGGGCUGGGUCUCAUUGGGUCUGAACAGUACAACAGAGGAGCAGGAGGAGCACUGGACUCAGAUGAGGGAAGCUGAAGGACAACAAGUGUGCCAGUGGCACACACUUCUGGACUCAUAGAAGGUACAAUGUUCUGAGCAAGAUUAGAUUAUGGCUGUGGAGGUUUGUGGAGUCAUGUCCAUUUGAUUGUAGUGGUACAUUAAAGUAAUGAAAAUGAACAGCAUCAACAAUUCUGACUCUUGCUGGGUAUAUGUACAUGCUGAGAACAACAGACAUAACCAGAGACUGAAUCCUGAUAGCCUAACAUCAGCUCUGAUGAAGAUCUUAGAACAGUCAUGAAGGUUAUGCCUCUAAACUAGCCUUUCAAUUGACAACCUGCCACUGGAUUUUCUCAUGAGUGGUUAAAUCUUAAAAUUGUUAGUUUUGUUUGAAUUCAGAUAUGCAUUGCAUGUAAUGUACUGCCAUUAUGAGCAACGUUUGUAUGACAAACUACUCAGUGUAGGACCAAAAAGCCUGAUCAUCAUCUUUGAUUUACCUAGUCUUAUGGAAAGGGAUAUGCUUAAAAAAGACACAUACUAUAUAUACAUGGUAGCUCAGUGGUUAAGGUACUUGACUAGUAAUCAGAAGGUUGCCAGUUCAAUCCCCACCACCAAGUUGCCACUGUUGUGCCUAUGCACAAGGCUCUUAAUCCUCAAAUUCUACUCAGUCAUAAUUGUAAGUUGUUUUCAAUAAAAGCCAAGUAAAUGCAUAUGUGGGGCUAUUACAGACUGCUGUUUAACUGAAGCAAAACUAUACUGCAUAUCUUUACUGUAUAAAUAGAAUCCAGUAUGCAAUUUCAUGACAUUAAUCAUGAGAGAUUUUAUUUCUACAUCAGGCGAAUCUAUGCAAAAAAGAAUGAUGCAACCUGUUCUUAGCUGGAAUAGCAAGUGACGUUUUUCUUCUAAAGAAAGAUUUUACGUUCUGACAACCACAAAUGUUUCAUAAAAUUAAAGUCUGCAUUCCAUGACAUUACUAUGUUGUCCUGUUUCUGACUAAAGUAAUUUUUCUCUACUUCACUAUAAUAAAAUGUGAGAUAUGUGAGUUCUGUAACUGGGGGAAAUAGUGGGGAUAGUAUUUGUGUUCAUCUAUGUUAUGAGAAUAUUUUCCUUCACUCUGGAUUGAUUCUGUACAUGCUACAGAGAUGAGAUGUAUAAUGAAAAGGUAUUUAUAAUAGUCACAUGGUGACAGAUUUAGAUUAGGUUACAGUAUAUUCAAAAGUUUCAGUCAGGUCAUAUUGUUAAGGUAUUUCAGCAGUGUUGAGUUCCACAGGAACAUUUGGGCUGAGUUUCACUGUAAUAGAGUGAACCGAAACUUAGGGUUA
Messenger RNA from Electrophorus electricus (electric eel), 4552 nucleotides. It is a transcript of the gene syt14b, whose product is annotated as synaptotagmin XIVb. The record is from RefSeq and is a predicted model, not a curated record. Gene Ontology annotation, molecular function: phospholipid binding. NCBI's taxonomy places the organism in Eukaryota, Metazoa, Chordata, Actinopteri, Gymnotiformes, Gymnotidae.